Messenger RNA from Pogona vitticeps (central bearded dragon), 700 nucleotides. The record is from RefSeq and is a predicted model, not a curated record. Lineage: Eukaryota; Metazoa; Chordata; Lepidosauria; Squamata; Agamidae.
CCGUCGCUCCCUUCUAGUUCUUCUGUCCCGCCCCUCCGGCUUUGUGACGGGGCGCGUUCGAGGCCGAGGUGGUAACGAACAGACUCUGAAAGUCCCGCGUGGAAAAAAAAAGAGAAAAGAAGAGAGGAGGAGGGCGAGGGCGGGCACGCCGGCAGACGGCACAGAGUUUGUGGGCGUGCGGGUAUGCGGCGCCGGGGACGACGGAGGAGACCAGGGCUCCCCUCCGUCUCUUGCGGCCGCCUGCUAGUUCUGGCGUUGUCCUUGCUUCAGGGACUCACCUCAGUUCAUUCUUCUGCCACGAAGGAACCUAAUGGAGUGAAAGUUGUAGGAUCAACCAAUUUGCCAGUGAAAGUUUAUGUCAGAUUGAAUCAUAACAGCCCACGUAUUCUAUGUAUAACAAAUCAUCUACGGAAUUCAGAAUUGAUUGAUCCAAUAUUUCAGUGGCAUGGACCGGGAGGUGAUCUAGUUGCAGAAAAUCAAACUGUAAAAAUGACGGCAACGGGAACGCUUGUAUUCCGACACUUCAAAUAUCAAAUGAGUGGAGUCUACACAUGUUCCCUUGUAUUUAAGCCAAUUGCAGAACAAGAUGAAAAAAGCUAUUUAAUUAAAUAUAUUAUUUAUGGAGUUCAACAUAGAUUCCCUCAUCUUCAUCCUUGCAAACAACCUUGUUAGGUGGGAAUGCUGAUCCCAGUCAUCCGCU